Molecule: messenger RNA, 2653 nt
Organism: Pundamilia nyererei
Lineage: Eukaryota; Metazoa; Chordata; Actinopteri; Cichliformes; Cichlidae
Gene: pde7a
Product: phosphodiesterase 7A
Exons: 13
Coding region: 1025-2593 (522 amino acids)
Biological process (GO): signal transduction
Molecular function (GO): 3',5'-cyclic-nucleotide phosphodiesterase activity
Source: RefSeq, a predicted model, not a curated record
CUUAAAGCGUAAAGUAGGCUAAUGUGUAGGACGAUAGGUAGGUAGUCGUAGUGGGGAAAAAAACGCCGCGUAGGGUAUUAAUUUUUUUUGUUUUUUAUUAUUAUUAUUUUUUGAGAGGGUUGCCAGAUUUGCAGUGCGCGUCGCUACGUUUCCUUUACACCCAGCGGAGUCGCAGUGAGUGAAAUGAGCAUCGGGGUUCCCCUCUCUGAGCCAGACACUUAGUGCUUUACGGUCAGCGGCGAAUUUAGACAAUUGCUCCUUCAUCAUGCAGCUCCAGAUAAAAAGACGGAGAAGCCCUACGUGUUGAUAAAAUCUCGCCGGCGGUAUAAAGUGUGAAUGAGAGAAAGCCUCCCCCCCUUCCUCCUUCUCCUCCUCCUCCUCCUCGUCCUCCGGGCCAACGACCGACGAGCUCUCACAUCCUGGAGCUGCCUCACUUCGUCCGCCGGCGUAGCAUACAACAUGAUAUGUUGAUGACAUUUUUUGGAAGUGGUCGUGCCUUUUGUUUACACGCCGGGAUACGUGAUAUGCGGAUCUGCGAGCGCCACGAAAGCCGAGCGAGCGGACGGUUUUUUCUGCUUUGAAAAUGAGGAAGCAAUUUCAUAAAGACCCAGAAAAUGGCAAGAAGGUCUCGUCGUCCGUGGGCCCGGAUUUGAGUAAAAUGAGAAGGAAAGAGGCAAAUGCAACAGCAGCAUGAUUUAUUACUGUUAUCAUUAUUUUUUAAAUCUGACAGAAUGACACCAAAGGGGGUAAAACUGGAGGUAGAUGAGACACAGCAUCAAUGAAGGCGAUCUGCACAAGUUUUAAGUCGCUCAUGAUGAACAGAAAUACUUUGCAGCUCGAUAUCAGAUCGUUUCCACAAUAGUGAAAGAUAUUUUUUCUUUUUCUUUUAUUUCUUGCCCCCGGCAGAUUUUCUAGUUAAUCACUCAUCUGCUUUUUUCCGCAUUGCAUCUGCUGUCUUUUUUCCCAUUAAAUAUUUCAUUUUUUUUUCCUAUAUUUUUGAUCCGGAUUCAGCCCUGACUAUUCAAUGGAAGUAUGUUAUCAGCUGCCGGUUUUGCCUCUAGACAGGCCGGUUCCCAAGCAUGUCCUCAGCCGAAGGGGAGCCAUUAGUUUCAGCUCCAGCUCUUCUCUCUUCGGGGCUCCUGAUCCAAGACAGCUGUCACAGAGACGAGGGGCCAUCUCCUACGACAGCUCUGACCAGACAGCGCUGUAUAUUCGUAUGCUAGGAACUUGUGUAGUAUUCAAACAGCUGUUUGCAAGAGAUGUGAGAGUGAGAAGUCAGGUUGGAUUUGAACCGGAACGUAGAAGCUCCCACCCGUACCUGUGCAUCGACUUCCGAACGCUUCACACACGGCUGGGCUGCGGCUCCACGUCGGCCAGCUAUGAUCCUGAAAGGCGGGUCCACAGGCUGCUCAGCUUCCAGAGAUACCUGCAUUCGUCCCGUCUGCUGCGAGGAGUCCCCCAGCAGAUACCCCUCCACAUCCUCGAUGAAGAUUACACUGGACAGGCUAGAUGCAUGCUGGAAAAAGUCGGGAAUUGGAAUUUUGACAUUUUCCUCUUCGAUAGGUUGACAAAUGGAAACAGCCUGAUCACCCUGACUUUCCACCUGCUGAACCAGUAUGGGCUGGUGGAGCUCUUCCAGCUGGACAUGGUCAAACUCUGGAGGUUUUUGGUCAUGGUUCAGGAGGACUACCACAGCGACAACCCGUACCACAACGCUGUCCAUGCUGCAGAUGUCACACAGGCCAUGUACUGCUACCUGCGAGAGCCCAUGCUUGCCAAGUCUCUGACCUCCAAAGACAUCUUACUGGGACUCUUAGCAGCUGCCACCCAUGACCUGGACCAUCCUGGGGUCAACCAGCCUUUCCUCAUCAAGACUGACCACUAUCUUGCCACACUCUAUAGAAAUACCUCAGUUCUGGAAAACCACCACUGGAAGUCAGCAGUGGGUCUGCUCAGAGAGACUGGGCUGUUCUCCCAUUUGCCUGCUGAGGACAGGCUGAACAUGGAGAGGGAUUUGGGUUCCUUAAUCUUGGCCACGGACAUCAGCAGGCAGAAUGACUACCUGUCCAGGUUUCGCUUGCACCUGGACCAGGAGAACCUGUGCAUGAGCACCGCCAGCCAUCGUCAUUUCGUCCUGCAGAUGGCCCUGAAGUGUGCAGAUAUCUGUAACCCCUGCAGACCAUGGGAGCUGAGCAAACAGUGGAGUGAGAAAGUGACAGAGGAGUUCUUCCAACAAGGAGACAUUGAGAAGAAGCACAAACUUGAAGUCAGCCCACUUUGCGACAGAGAGAUGAACACAGUCGGCAACAUUCAAAUAGGCUUUAUGACAUAUGUGGCUGAGCCGCUGUUUGCAGAGUGGGCCCGUUUCUGUGACACACGUCUGUCCCAGACCAUGCUGGGUCACAUGGGGCUAAACAAAGCCAGCUGGGGAGGCUUACAGCAGGAGCCGGCUCCGGUCUCCGAGGAGGCAGAGCCCAGCACGGCCUGCGCAGACACAGGAGACGCUGCCACCGCGCCGAGUGACGGCAGCACAGCUACGACCGCAGGAGGAACCAGCUCCAAAGAAAUACCUCAGGGAAGCAGAGAAUCCUGACACACUCCUUCUGUGCCAUUUCACCUCAACCUCGUGACCCCUGGGGGCCUCAGGGCCUCA